Molecule: messenger RNA, 866 nt
Organism: Tigriopus californicus
Lineage: Eukaryota; Metazoa; Arthropoda; Copepoda; Harpacticoida; Harpacticidae
Exons: 4
Coding region: 277-819 (180 amino acids)
Source: RefSeq, a predicted model, not a curated record
GAAUCUUCUAAAUCUUUCAAAGUGAUCAUGAAGGAAGAUCGUCUUUGAACUUGCGAAAAAGGCCGUUUCUCAAGCUGAGUCUGAGUAUCAAGGUCCAUGUGGCUGAGCCAAACAAAGGCCGGAUCCAACGGGAUGCUCUGUGCUUCAUUUUAGCUAUCUCAAAAGAAACCGGAAACGACUACGAUUCUACCUCUUUAACAAGACGAAGGUCCAACACCAAAGCCAAUGGGAAGCCAUGGCAUCCCUGGCUUACAGUGCCGUUCCAUUGCUUGAAGAAUGGCUCUAGAGUGGGAGACUGAUUUCUUGGACUGGACCACGCCCCCGCCAAUCCCUCCUCCACCGCCCGUUCCACCGUUCCUCAAAAGUGAGCUUUGUCUUCAACAAGAUUCCACAGUUACUGUCCCAACCAAAAUGGAUCUUUUACUGCAGUUGUCCAUAUUCCUGAUGCUCGGAUCCCUUGGGCUUCUCGUCACCUUCACCUUCUUCCUUUGCGUAUUUCGAUUGUGCUUCUGCGGCAAUCAAACCAGAUUCACUCCUAGGCAGCAGCGGAGAGGUAGUGGAGAUAUGCUGGAUCAGUUAUUGGAUGAAGAAAACGGACAAGUGGACGAGUCAGAGAUAAAUCUGACGGAUCCUUCCUCCUCUUCCUGGUCCUCAUCGUCUUCGAAAUCCAAGUGGUCUUGGACGGGUUGGUUGAGACAAAGCAAAGUGAGCUGCUCCUCUGCUCAAGAAGUGUUCCUCAAGUCUAAAGACAAAUGUGACUCUCUGCAGCACGAAUUAAAGUGCACAAAAGUUGCCGAUGAAACCAUUCGGCAUAUGUGACGCCUUCAGAGUUGUACAAAAUAGGGAGUGAAAUAUAAUAUGAGAAU